GGGAGGGAGGGACGCCGCCCUUCUGCGCAUGCGCCCAGACUCCUUCAUUGAGAUGGAGAGAUGCCUUCCUUGGGAUAGUACAGGCAGGCAGCUCCAGGUUACGAACAAGAGCCGUUCUGUCAGUUGCAUUUGUACGCAAGUGGGAACAGGUAUACUUCUUAAGUCAAAUAUAUAUAUAUACAAUAUAUACACACUCAAUCUAUAUAUAUAAAAGAGUGAUGGCAUCACGGCGAUGGACAAAACAACAAAUCUACAGCCCCCCCAAACUCGAAAAUUGGCAACGCAAUCCAUCAUCCCCGCCUCCAGUAAGAUACAACACAAACAAACAAAAAACACAAUCACAACACCAAAAAAACACAACAGGCGAUGUGCGCAUGCGCACAAACACAAUCCUCCCAACUCUUCCCCCGCGUGCGCGUGCACACACAAAACCGUCCCCCCUCCCUCCCCCUCUAUCGCCGCCUCCACCGCCGAAGCCAGAGACUCGCCAGGAGAAGGCACAUCUCCGCCUCACGAGGCUGAGCUCCCCAUCCUCGAAUUGGGAGUUCCACUCCAAAACACCCGGAGGGCCUAUGCUGGCCCGCCCCUGGCCUCACAUCUCGCCUGGGAAACAAAAAAGGCUACUUUCCCCCUCCCUCAGUACCUUCCCGGUGUUUCGCGCCAACAAUGUGACCUCCGCUUGAGGCGCUUGGGAAAGCGAGUCCUGCCUCUCUCUGUGUGUGUGGAGGUUCCUUUCCCACCCCUUUUCCUUCCUCUCGGCCCUGCAGCGGCGGAUGAGCGCCCCAUCGCCCGCCUUCCCGGCCCCGUUCUCCCCCUCCUCCUCCUCGCCGCUGCUCAGGCCUCCUCCUAUCCUCCUCCGCGGGAAGAACAUGGAGGCCGGCACCGGGAAGCGCGAGGCGGGGAGGAAGCCGCUACGCCCCGGGCCUGCGCCUCCACCGGAGCCCGCUCUUCCCUGGUCUACCAGGCCUGCCAACCCACCACCACACCGGCGCCGCCUUCGGUAGGAGAGGGAGGGCCGGGAUGGAGGGGCAAAGGAGAAGGGCAGACCUUACCCCACCACGCCUCCCGCCUGGCCCCUGAGCAGAGUUGGAGGAUCAAUAGUUCUCACCAUCAUGCUUGGUGAUCCAAUAAGUGCGCAUCGUAUUUCAUUGAACCGAUAGCAUUCCCAGCACCAGCAUAACCUCUGCACUCAGAAGCAGCAAGCGGCAGAGUCUAUUGAAGCUAAUUCUCCACAGUUCUGAUUAAAAAGCAAUGCAACUCCUGGACAUUGACUAAAAAGCUGCUGAAAAGGGUAUUUCGCUUUCGUUUGUCUUGCAUAUUUUCUCCUAUCUGCAUGGAAGGGAAUAAAAAAGUUUUCCCUCUUCAUUAAAAAACCCAACUUUUAUCACUCACAUACCUACAAUGCAGUUUCAUACAAUGGAACAAAGUUCCAAGUGAAAGUACUUAUCUGCCAUUGAAGAAAAUGAUGAAACGAGCACAAAAUAACACAUAAACUGCAUUUGCAACACUGGAUUUAAAGGCGGCAACUAGCAAUCCUCCAGAGAACAUGAAGGUGGUUAAAGAGAGUGGAAAAAUAAGUUGACAACAGCCAACAUAACGAAAGAGGUCUCUUGAUCAUGAUUAAAUCUUAUUGCACCUUUCAACCUGUUUUAUUUGAAAAAGAGUGAUCUCUUUCCAUAGGUGCAUAUAUUACACAUAAUGCUUUUAUUCACAUUGUUGUCAGUGUGAUCAGAACAACACUGAAUGGAGAAAAUAACCAUUAGACUAUUAACACUGGCUGCAAUGUUUCAGCACUAACAUCUUAGCAAUAAGAAAGGCAGCUGACACAUGAUAAACAUCUGUUAUUUAUAAUCCAGGAAAGGUUAUGCUAAAAUAUGUUUGUUAGCCUUAAAGGUGCCACAAAACCCUUGAGAGUGUUGGUGUAAUUACACACUUCUUCCCAUUUCAACCUUGGAAGAAAACCUGCCCUUUCUCCCAACUGCAAUUAAGAUACACAGGGGUCACCGUGUUUUAUGUAGUUGCACAGGGUUUUCAGUUGUUUCAUUGGUUUUAACUAUGAAUUUUAAAAUAAGUCUUGUGUUUAAUCUGACUUUAAGGAUUCUAUGUGUUGGGGUUUCAAUGUACAUAUAUAUAUGCAAAUUAAAACCCCAAAGCAUUCUUCUCUUCCCUUUGGGAGAGAAGAAGCAGGGUAAUAAAACUAUGUAACACAAAUUGAAAGAUGUUCUGUUCCUGGUUUGAAAAUGUUAUUUCCUGUUUCAUUCUGCGGUCCUUACUUUGAAAGUAUUUCUCAUAUUCCAGAAACUUUGUUGUGUGUGUGUGUUUUUUUUGGUGGUUGCUGAAUUGUUUGAUACUCAUUGAGAUAUUCAUUGAAAAGCUAGAGCAAAAUGUGCUGCAGGAUGUCCUGCAAAAGCGAAGUUUUUGCAGUUUAAUAAACCUUUUCCAUGUUUUUAUGAUAGAACCAACGAGGAAAUGAUAUUUCUAACCUAGGGACAAAAAUUAUGUUACAUAAUGUAAUAAUAAUAAUAAUAGUAACAACAACAACAACAAUACACUUGUUUGGGUUCUUAGACAAAGAACUGUAUGAAAGCAUUAUGAUCUCCUGUAUAGGGGUUGCAACUUAGAGCAGCUGAAGAUGUGGGUGUUUAGCUUGGAUUUUAGGGAGCGGUAGUCUCUACAUUGGUGUUCCCUGCUUAAGUUUUAAUAAUGCUGUAUUUACUUGGUUUUACCUGGUUUUUAACUAUUCAGGUGCUAGUCCAUGCAGAAUCUUGUGUAGUAUUUUAAGGGUGUGUCUCGCCAUUGAUAUACAUAGAAUUUUAAUGAUUUAUAUAGGACUUUAAUGGUGUAUUUUAUAUUGUAUUUAAUAAUCUGAUUUUCAUGCAUUUCUUUGUUUGCCAUAUAUGUGAAAGACCUAUGGUCUAAACAUCAAAUAAAGCUUAACUUGAAUAUAUAGGAGCUCGUAAUACCUUCAUAAUCUGUAGAACAUAAAUCAAAUCAUUCUAGAAGAGUUUCAGCCUAUAAAUAGGAAGAUAAGAGCAAACUUCUUGUACACAAAGUCUACCAAGAAAACCCUGGCAUAGAUUUGCCUUGGGAUCACCAUAAGUCAAUUAUGACUUGAAGGCACCCAACUACAACAUGUCAGAAUUACUAGGAGGAAUUUUCUUUCAGAAAUCAGAAACUCUGAAUGGAGCAGGGUCAAUGCUUAUUCUUUCCUUCUUCAGUCUUUCUCCAUCUAGUUCUUCAUUUGGCUUUGUGUUUACUUUAUUUUUAUCUAACUUACUGCAUGAAGUGCCUGAUAUAUUAAAAACUGAAAUGUUAUUAGUAUAACUAUCUAUAAAAGACUGUCAUGGAACCAAGUCCCAGGGCUGAAUUUCCAAGCCCUGGACUUGGAGUCAUAACAUAAAUAACCCUGGAAGCACCUGGCAGAAGAAGAUAGAAUGAGCCUGGGAACUCGGGGUUGAAAGUAUAAACAAUUAUAAUUGGUAUAGUGUGUGGGAAUAGUAGAAAUGUGAUACAAGGGGUGGGGUUUGAUGAUGAUAUUUGCGUGUGGUGUUACGUUGCAUCAGAGGUGAUAAAAAUGAUUGUAUGUAAACAUUAGGUCAUUCUCGACUUUUCCAAAGUCAUGUAUUCUUCAAUAAAGAUUGGAUUUGAGAGCAGCUAUC
Molecule: messenger RNA, 3659 nt
Organism: Anolis carolinensis (green anole)
Lineage: Eukaryota; Metazoa; Chordata; Lepidosauria; Squamata; Anolidae
Exons: 2
Coding region: 233-1123 (296 amino acids)
Source: RefSeq, a predicted model, not a curated record